Messenger RNA from Nematolebias whitei (Rio pearlfish), 2346 nucleotides. It is a transcript of the gene ssrp1a, whose product is annotated as structure specific recognition protein 1a. The transcript is spliced from 19 exons. Lineage: Eukaryota; Metazoa; Chordata; Actinopteri; Cyprinodontiformes; Rivulidae. The coding region runs from base 92 to 2221 and encodes 709 amino acids. Gene Ontology annotation, molecular function: DNA binding; histone binding; nucleosome binding. Gene Ontology annotation, cellular component: nucleus; FACT complex. The record is from RefSeq and is a predicted model, not a curated record.
GUGACGUAGCGCUAGCUCCUGAUGCUACACGCGGGAAACAGCCGAAGCUGCGCAUCUCAGUCAUUAGCAUCAGUCAUCGCCUGGAGUCAACAUGGGGGAUACGCUGGAGUUCAACGAGAUCUACCAGGAGGUUAAAGGCUCCUGGAACGACGGGCGGCUGCGUUUCAGCAAACAAAACGUAGUUUAUAAGAACAACAAGACGGGGAAGGUGGACAGCAUCCCAGCCGGGGAGCUCAGCCUGGCUCAGUGGAGAAGAGUGUGUUUGGGUCACGGCAUCAAACUGGGGACCAGCACCGGUCACGUCUACAAGUACGACGGCUUCAGGGACACGGACUUGGAGAAGAUUUCAGAGUUUUUCAAGGCGAACUACAAGGUGGAGCUGGCAGAGAAGGACAUGUGUGUGAAAGGCUGGAACUGGGGCACCGCCAAGUUCUCUGGGCCGCUGUUGUCGUUCGACAUCAACGACAACUCGGCGUUUGAGAUCCCUCUGUCCAACGUGUCCCAGUGCGCCACCGGGAAGAACGAAGUCACCCUGGAGUUUCACCAGAACGACGACACGGAGGUUUCUCUCAUGGAGGUGCGGUUCUACGUCCCGCCCAGCCAGACGGAUGAACGGCAGGACCCCGUGGAGGCGUUUGCCCAGAACGUGUUGUCUAAAGCAGAUGUGAUCCAGGCCACAGGAGACGCCGUGUGUAUCUUCAAGGAGCUGCAGUGUCUCACACCCAGAGGAAGGUAUGACAUUCGUAUCUACCCAACGUUCCUUCACCUGCACGGUAAGACCUUCGACUACAAAAUCCCCUACACCACCGUCCUCCGUCUCUUCCUGCUGCCUCACAAGGACCAGAGACAGAUGUUCUUUGUGAUUAGUUUGGAUCCCCCCAUCAAACAGGGUCAGACCCGUUAUCACUUCCUCAUUCUGCUCUUCUCCAAAGAAGAGGACAUCAGCCUCACGCUCAACAUGAGCGAGGAGGAUGUGGAGCGUCGUUUUGAGGGCAAACUCAGUAAAAACAUGUCCGGGUCUCUUUACGAGAUGGUCAGCAGAGUGAUGAAAGCCCUGGUCAACCGCAAGAUUACCGUACCCGGGAACUUCCAGGGCCACUCCGGGGCGCAGUGCAUCACCUGCUCCUACAAGGCGUCUUCAGGCCUCCUCUAUCCUCUGGAGAGGGGCUUCAUCUACGUCCACAAGCCCCCCGUUCACCUGCGCUUCGAGGAGAUCUCCUGCGUGAACUUCGCCCGAGGCACCACCACAACCCGGUCCUUUGACUUCGAGAUCGAGACGAAGCAGGGCAACCAGUACACGUUCAGCAGCAUCGAGAGGGAAGAAUACGGCAAACUGUUUGACUUUGUUAAUGCCAAGAAGCUCAACAUCAAGAACCGAGGCUUCAAAGAGAAGAAGGGCAUGAAGGGUAACGCCGUCGAUUACAGCGACUCCGAUGAGGACCAGCACGACGCCUACCUGGAGAGAAUGAAGGCUGAGGGCAAGAUCAGGGAGGAGGGCAACGACAGCGACGAGUCGGAUGGAAGUGGAAGUGACGAGUCUUUCAACCCCGGAGAGGAAGAUGAUGAAAUUGCUGAAGAGUACGACAGUAACGCCUCCGCGAGCGAAAGCAGCGAAGAGGGCGACAGUGACGACGAGGGCGCGAAGAAGAAAAAGGUCAAAAAGGCGAAAGUGGUGAAGGAGAGAAAAGAGAGAAAACCUCGCAAAGAGAAGAAGCCGAAGGACAGCGGCGGUCCGAAGAGGCCGAUGAGCGCCUACAUGCUUUGGCUCAACUCCAGCCGAGAGCGAAUCAAGGCGGAGAACCCCGGCAUCUCCGUCACCGAGAUAUCCAAGAAGGCCGGAGAGAUGUGGAGACAGCUGGGCAAAGACGAGAAGGAGGAGUGGGAAACAAAAGCAGGAGAGGCAAAGAGGCAAUACGACAAAGCAAAGAAAGAGUACAAAGAGAGCGGCGGAGGAUCGUCCUCGACUGCCAAGAAAGAGGGUAAAAAGUCUGGAGGCAAAAAAGACGAGAAGAAGAGGAAGUCUGCCGGCGGAGACAAGGACCGGGACCGGGAGAGGGUAGGAGGCAACGACAGCUUCAAGAGCCGAGAGUUCAUCGAGACCAGCGAGGACAGCUCCUCCGACUCCGACCACAAGAGCAAAGCCAAGAGGAAAAAGGACUCUGAUGAAGAGGAGGAACAGGCUGCGUCCACACCUUCCAGUUCAGCAGAAGAGUCAGACUAAAGACACAUCGGACCCAGAAACCUUGGACCAACUGUUUCUACUCUCAUUGAACUCAGGCCCGUCAACAAACUCGAGUUGUAGUUUUUAUUCUGCACGUUUAGUUUUAAGAGUACAAUUGCGUAUCU